Plasmodium gaboni is the source of this 2694-nucleotide messenger RNA. RefSeq lists its product as hypothetical. The coding region runs from base 1 to 2694 and encodes 897 amino acids. The record is from RefSeq and is a predicted model, not a curated record. The transcript has a single exon. NCBI's taxonomy places the organism in Eukaryota, Apicomplexa, Aconoidasida, Haemosporida, Plasmodiidae.
AUGAGAUCAAAAUAUUACAAGGAAGAAGAAAAUAAAGGUUUUAUUAAGACCCAUUAUUUCAGAAAAAUUGAUACAGAAAAGAUUGAUAAGAAAUUAAUAAAUUUAGAAAAUAAUUUUAAUAGUGAGGAUGUAUAUUUAGACAUUGUAAUCCAUGAUAAGGAACGAAAUAAUUUUGAUUUUUUUCUUAUGAGAAUAACAGAAAGUUCAAGUGUUAAUAAUAGUUUAGAUACAUGGAAUCAUAUUGAUAUUACUAAUAUAUAUAAUUAUAUAUUAUAUGAUAAUAAAUAUUGUAGUGAUAUAUUAAAUGAAAAGAAAGGAUAUUUAAUAUUGAAAUUAAAAUAUACAAAUGAAAAUAAUAUUAUCACUUCUUAUUUUAAAGUUCAUUGUAGAAAUACAAAAUGGGAUAAUGAUAAAAAAGUAUGGCAUAUACCUUUAUUUUAUAUUUUUGAAAUGUCUAAACUUACUUUGUUUUUAGGAGGAUCAGUAAGUGAUACUGUUCUUUAUUAUUUGUGUAAAUUAUUUCAUCAUUUUUCUAGUAUUAAAAAUGUAAAUGCCAAUCUUAAAAUAAAUGAGUUGCCUAAGGAACAAUUUAUAAAAGCCGAGGAAACAUGUGACACAACCAAUAAAGAAAAAAAUAAUAACCAUGAUGAAAAUACAGAUGCUAAUCACAACAAUAAUGAUCAUGACAAUAAUAUAGAUGUUCAGGUUAAUUGUAUUAAACAGGAUGGAUUGUAUCCUAAUGAUAUAAGAAAUUCAAGUCCAAAAGUUGUAUUGGAAAAAAAAAAUGAUAGUAAUUAUAAAAAUGGACUUCAUUAUGAUAACACAAUAAAGAGUGAAGUGAAUAACCUAAAUGACGUUUUACGUGUAAACCAUAUGCAUACACAACAAAAAGAAGGUGAGCACAGUUGCAUAGAGAAUAAUAGGAUGAAUAAUUUACAGAAUAUCAAGAAUGAAGAAAUAAAUAUUAUAGAAAAGGAUUUAGCUUUAAAGCGUAACAGUGAUGUAUCAUACAAGGAAAAAAAAAUAAGAAAUGAUGAUGACAGGAAUUGUAAUACGGAUGAUGACACACAUUAUGGUUAUAAUGAUGAUAAUUAUUAUGAUUAUGAUGAUAGUUGUGAUAAUGAAAAUGGUAACAGUGAUAAUAAAAAUGGUAACAGUGAUAAUAAAAAUUAUAAUUGUGAUAAUAAAAAUUAUAAUUGUGAUAAUAAAAAUGGUAACAGUGAUUAUAAAAAUUAUAAUUGUGAUAAUAAAAAUCUUAGUUGUAAUAGUAACAAUGUUAGUUGUAGUAUGCAAGAAAAAAAGAUUUUAAAAGAGAGUGAUAAGAAUGGAGAAAAGGAAAUAACCUUCAACUUUGAUAUUUUUAUUAAAGAUAAUAAAUUAAAUUUUAUAGAUUAUAUAAAAAAUGUAAGGAUGUUCAGAAUUGAACACAUUAUUAUAAAUAAUAUUGUUAAAGGGGAUACUAUGCAUAUAAAGAUAAUACCAUAUAAUGAAGAAAUUGUUACAAAAAUAAAACAAAUGAAUUUUAUACAAUGGAAUAGAACAGAAAAUAUAUUAUUAAUAAAAAAGAAUAAUUUUAAAAAAUUUUAUAUGAAUAUAAUAAAAUGUUUUAAUUUCAAGUUAUGUUCUUAUUAUGAUUAUUUUAAAUUAUUUAGACAGAAAAUAAUGGAAAAUGAUUCUAAAUCUUUAAAAGGAAAUUUUAGUGUCACAACAAAUAUAACAAUAAAUACAGAAUAUUUAAGUAAUAAAUUUAAUAAAAGAAAAAUGAAUUUUCAUAAUAUAGAAGAAGAAAACAUUGAAAAAACGAAUAUCAAAAAAAACUUAAAAAAAAAAAAAAAAUAUAAAAGUGGACUUACUGGUUAUGAAAGCACAGAUUCAUGUAAUUCAGAUGAGUUAUCACAUAAUGUAGAUUCAAGUUAUUAUGAAGGUAGAGAAUUAGUAAAUAAAAUAAAAUUAGUUGGUGCUGCAAAUAAUUAUUAUAAAGAAGUUAUAUAUAAUAAAUUAAAUAAAAUCAAACAUUUACGUCCACCUAAUUAUACAUAUGACCCUAAAGGAUUAAUUACAACAAAUGGAGCAGGCACUAAAGGUAUUGAAAUUUUUGAUAUGCCUAGUGAUAUCAAUGAAUGGAAUAAAAUAAGUUUUUGCAUUGUUCCUAAUGAAAAAAAAGAUAUAGAUUUAUAUGACCCAAAAAUUUUAUGUAGUUUAGUUAGUGAUGUUUAUUUACUUAAAGAAAAAGCUUUAGAUAUUAUAUUAAAAAAUUAUAAAAAAUGGCCUGAAUAUACUGACGUUUUUUGGAAUACAAUAUGUUCUGAAAAUGAAUUUAUUAUAUGUAAUAAAAAUUUUAAUACAAGACAAAAAUUAGCUCAUGAUAGAUUAUUUAAUAAACAAUAUUUCUAUAUAUUUAAUAUGGAAAGUAUUAAACAUUCUAAUUAUUAUAAUCCUUUAUUUCUAUGUAAAGCUUUAAUUACAUUAGGUGAAGGAAUUCUUGUUCAACAUCCAUAUGAUGCAGAAUAUAUUAUUAUCUCAAAUUCAAAUGAUUUUAAUGCUAUACAAUUUUAUAAUUAUCUUCAUGAAAAAAAAAAAAAAAAAAAAAAAUUACCCUUAUUUGUAACUCCAAAGUUUAUAUAUGAUUGUAUAUUAAAUUAUUCUAUUUCAUAUCCUUCAAAAAAUAAAAACCACUUCGCCUUCUCCCAAUAA